This is a messenger RNA of Pocillopora damicornis (cauliflower coral), 3233 nucleotides long. RefSeq names its product glutamate carboxypeptidase 2. Lineage: Eukaryota; Metazoa; Cnidaria; Anthozoa; Scleractinia; Pocilloporidae. Gene Ontology annotation, molecular function: carboxypeptidase activity. The record is from RefSeq and is a predicted model, not a curated record.
AGAGGUUAUGGUCUUUUACAUUUGUGUAUUUUCCAUAUUUUAUUUGUUCUUGGUGAAGGGCUGUAUAUAGGACAGGCUUCCUUAAUGGAAGCGUGUGAUUUGUAGGUGAGCGCGAUGAACGCCUGCCAUCUCGCGCAUGGUUCUCUUUUUACUCUCACCUGCAUGCAGGAAACUACAACACUCAGCGUUACCUGCUUAUGUACAUUUUCAAGAUAAGUCAUGCGUUACGUGGGAAAAAGGGGCACCUGCAUGUAUAUUAGCUAGGGAGACUAAAAUCAAUAACGAUAGCUGAUAACUGAUAUGGUCUAUGAAUAAAAUAACCUUAAUAAUUAUCCGGCAUCCACUUCGUCUGUGAUGAGAAUGACUUGAGUGCUAAAUGACGUGAAAGUCAAUUUGAUGGUAUUUACAUCAUGUGUCAUGCAACUGUCUGAAAUCUAAACCGCAAUUACUCUUGUUUAUGUUAAUUAUUACUAAGGUUAAGGUAACAGUUUCAGCACGCAUCGAGAUUUCCAUGGAGGAGAAAAGAUCGUAUUCGUUGCUUUACAAUUCACCAAAACGACGCAAGUGUGCUAUUGCGCUGAUUGUGCUCAGCCUUCUUGUUUUCUUUGGGAUCGGUAUACUAGCUGGUUACUUUAUUGGACGUGGAGCUGCCAAAGGUUGUGAUGAUGGCGACAAGAACGACCGCUCUAAGCCAAAGGGCGAUACCCAGGAGCAGCUAGAAGUGUUCCACAAGAGAGCGGUCGACAUGAUUUCUACCGUGGAGCUGAGAAAAAACUUGAAGAAGUUUACCAAAGUGCCGCACUUUCCUGGGGACCCAGAGAACUUUGAACUGGCGAAGGACAUGGCAGAGAAAUGGAGGGCAUAUGGCAUCGAUGUUAUAUGGAAGAAUUACUCCAUUAUGUUGUCUCGGCCAAAGGAUAUGAAGGCAGGAGCAGCUGCGCUGUACAAUGGAUCUACUCUGAUCCACAAGUCAGCUCCUCAAGAAAGAUUCCUUGUUCCCUCAGAGAACAACAGCAAAGUGGUCCCACCUUUCAACGCCUAUGCACCACCAGGAUCCGCAAAAGGGAAACUCGUGUAUGCUAAUUAUGGGCGAGACGAAGACUUUGAGAAACUCAAAGAACUUGGAGUUAACUGCAGUGGUAAAAUCGUCAUUAUGCGAUAUGGAAAGGUUGGACGUUCAACUAAGCCCAAACGUGCUCACAAGGAAGGAGCUAUCGGAGUGAUAUUAUACAUGGAUCCUGAGGAGUAUGCAAAGCAAGGUGUUGAUAAGGUGUACCCAAAGUACAAUUGGCUGCCUAAUUCUGCAGUUCAACGAGGAAACAUCAAAUCAACUCCAAUAAGAGGCGAUCCACAGACACCGGGCUACCCUUCAGUCAAGGGUAUGUAUCGCCUGCCAAAGGAGGAGGCUGAGAAACUCCUCCCUCAGAUUCCUGUUCAUCCUAUUUCUUAUGAAGAUGCUGAGCCCCUGCUCAGGAUUCUCACACGCGAUGUAGUCUUACCCAAUUCUUCCUUCCAAGGUGGUUUGAACUUUCCGUAUGGAAUACAGAUGGCGGAAGAUGAUCCGAGGGAGAUCGAGGUGAAUUGUACCAAUGAACUAUAUGUAACAGAUGUUUACAACUUGAUGGGAGUAAUUCAAGGAUCCACUCACCCUGAUGAAUUGGUGUUACUGGGUAACCACCGGGAUGCUUGGGUAUUUGGUGCUGCAGAUGCAUCUAGUGGCACUGCCGCUUUGAUGGAGUUGUCCAGAGCUCUUGGAGCACAGCUCAAGGAAGGAUGGAAACCAAAGCGCACUAUAGUGUUGUUAAGCUGGGGAGCUGAGGAACCGAAGUAUAUGGGAUCUGUUGAGUGGCUGGAGGAGCAUUCGAGGUUAUUGUCUGCCCGAGCCGUGGCGUAUCUCAAUGUGGACAUGUCAGUUGACGGGAACUAUUCUUUCCGAGCAAAGUCCGCGCCUCUCAUGGACUGGGUUCUGGCCAGAGGAGCAAUGAAGGUACCAAGCCCCUUAGGAAACGAAACGGCUUUUGAUGAAUGGAUCAGGAAAAUUCCAAACACGUUGGGGCUAAAUUAUUUGCCAAGACUUCAGCAACCAAGAGCAGGCAGUGAUUAUGUCAAUUUUAUCCAAAGGCUUGGAAUUCCCAUUGUGGAUAUUCGUUACACAUACAACAGCAAAACUAGCAGCAAUCCUUUAUACCACACAGUUCACGAUAAUUUUUGGUGGAUGUCAACUUUGAUUGACCCCGAGUUUAAAUACCAUCAAGUGACUACAAGGGUUUGGACUGAGAUUACUAUGGUGCUGGCUGACUCUGUGAUACUUCCAUUUAACGUGACUCAUUAUGGCGUUAAUAUGAAAAUUUACAAUUCAAACAUAAAGAAGAAGUUUGAGGAAGACUUUAAAAAGUACAAUGCAAGAGAAGAUCUGAAGUUUCUUGACGAAGCUGUGGAAAACUUUCUGAGUGCUUCCCGAGAAUUUGACGACUUUGUGAAAGGAGCAGACAAAGAAAACGUUGCAGUCGUGCGAAAAAUCAACACACGAUUGCUUAAUGUUGAACGGGCAUUCAUAAAUCUUGAGGGAAUUCUGCAGGCCAACCCAUUGCAGAGACACGUCGUUUUGGUUCACAGCCCAACCAUUUACUACAGUUGGUACGGUGGCGUGGUGGACGCCAUUUAUCGUGCUCGAAAAGGAUUAGUUACCAAGGAAGAAGUCAAGAAGCAAAUAUCAAUUGUUGCAUAUGGCAUAAACUCAGCUGCACAAAUACUCAAGCUCUCGCCGAUUGAGUGAACGCUUUACAAAACUCCUUGUAAAGUUUCUCAGUGACGAAACAGUGUCGUAUAGCUAAGCUGUUUUGUAUACGUCAGCAAGAGUGAGGAUAUGUAUUCCUUUAAGUAUACCCGUAAGAUACUAUAUGUAUAUCUCCAUUGUCAGUCAAGUAGUAACAAAAACCAUAAUUUUAAAGAAAAGUCUUCCAAAUACAUAUAGAUAUCAAGAACCAAGCACGGUUUCCCGGCAUAUGUGUUUUGAAUGACCUUUUACUUAUAGUUUCAUGAGAAAGUGUUGUUGUCCCUUAGAGUUGACAGUGCAUUUGGUUAGUGAUCUUGCAAGUUUUACGAUAUAUUACAAGUAAGUAAAGCCCAAUAAAAAAAAACCUCCCAGUUUGCGACCCUUUAGCUGGAAUGAAUGUAACACUGAUUUCCGCAAUGCAAUUGACUAUACAAGGAUAAAAUGGUUUGGACUUGGA